Messenger RNA from Phlebotomus argentipes, 1315 nucleotides. RefSeq lists its product as uncharacterized. Lineage: Eukaryota; Metazoa; Arthropoda; Insecta; Diptera; Psychodidae. The coding region runs from base 366 to 1283 and encodes 305 amino acids. The record is from RefSeq and is a predicted model, not a curated record. The transcript is spliced from 6 exons.
AUCGGGCUUGGUUAUAGUUCAAAGCACCUGUAAGAAGCCAGGGAGGAAAAUUUAAACAAAUAGUAGUGCCUUUCAGUGAAGUUACGCCUAUGCUUUUCACAUAACAUUUGGAGUAGUUAUUGAGAAAACCGCGUGGUGAAGAGGCAAUACGUGAAAAGUUAUUAAUGUGAGGAAAGAUUUGUUGGAAGUGCGCUUGAGAAAAAUUUCCCUUUUUGUGUUGCUUGCGAAUGAAAGGAAAAGUUGGGAAUCACAAUGACACUCAUCAGCAAAAUUGUCCAGAUUAUUCUGGUUAGUUUCUGAGACGAUUCUGCCCAAUAAAUUCAUCUCGCUCGUCGAUGUUGGGUACCUGACUUAAUUGAAGCAGCAUGACAACAACGAUUGAGGAUCACUUGGUGGACACUAGGCUCUCAACUCUCUGGCUUUGGGGUGAAUUUAUCGGUGUGAUUCUCAUUUUAUGCCUCAUCAUAAUUGUCAUUUCCGUGAGAAGAGGACAUAGAAUGAUCACAUCAAAUCGCUUCAAAAAAUCUCGCAUUCUGAUCACUAAUGGCACUUCUCUCCUGUCUCGAGAGCUCCAUCAUCAGCUCACGGCGCGUCAUCAAUGCCAAGUGGUUCUGCUGUCCGACUGCAAAGGCAUCUCCACCGUAGCCAAGUUCGACCUGACGAAUGGGAAUGUGGUGAAUCUCAACUGUGACAUGCUGUGCCAUCAGCAGAUGAACACACUGGUUGAGUACGUGUGGAACGAACUGGGAUCCGUGGACGCGAUCAUCGAUAUCGAAGAGGAAGUGCAAUCCGGCGAUGUCUGUGAUGUUGUUCAGCAGACUGGAACAAAUAUUCAGCGUUUCUUGAAUCUCGUGGGGAAUUUUGCCCCGAAAAUGCAUCAAUCCGGUGGCGGUCAAAUUGUCACGGUGAGGAGCAAUAUCAAUGCCGCUGGAGCGUGUAUAUCUAGUCGUGAUGACGUACAGAAUAUGCUUCAGUUGCUGACGCACUCUCAAGCGACCAAUUUCAUCGCCAACAUCCAGCUCACAACAGUCUUCCUCAACAGACAAGGAAGAGCCUUCGACGUUGGCGACUUAAUGCAAUAUCUGGGCAUCACGCCCGAACUGACACUGACCGAAGUGGCUGAUCGUAUAAUCAAAGGGCUGCAAACUGGAAGAGACAAUAUAGAGAUCAAGUCGAGAAGAAGUCUGAUAGAUUUUACAAUAAGGAAACUAAAGAAACAGGACAAUACCGAAUUUGAACAUCAGCAUUCCAAUAUCUCAACAUCAUUGAGAAAUUGUCAAUAAAAUACAGUGAAACCGUAUUAAAGGUGUUUCAA